Eremothecium gossypii ATCC 10895 is the source of this 1305-nucleotide messenger RNA. It is a transcript of the gene ECM14, whose product is annotated as putative metallocarboxypeptidase. The record is from RefSeq and is marked provisional. NCBI's taxonomy places the organism in Eukaryota, Fungi, Ascomycota, Saccharomycetes, Saccharomycetales, Saccharomycetaceae. Gene Ontology annotation, biological process: proteolysis. Gene Ontology annotation, molecular function: metallocarboxypeptidase activity; zinc ion binding. Bases 1 to 1305 code for a protein of 434 amino acids. The transcript has a single exon.
AUGGGUGGCUGUUUUGCGUGGCUAAGGUUGCCCAUGGCUGUGCUGGGGCUGGCGGCGAGCGCUGCGGGUCUGCAGGCGUACCCGGAGACGCAGGUGUGCCGGCUGACGGACGUGAGUGUUGAGUGGGUUCACGGGACGAUGAAGCGUCAAGGCGUGACCGAAUACGACAUCUGGGGGCACUCGCGCGGGCACGUGGACGUGCAGGUGCCGCGGAGCGUGGCGGAGGUGCUGGAGGGAUGCGAGGUGAUGGUGGAGGAUGUGGAUGCGCUGCUGCAGGAGCAGGCGGCGCGCCCGGGAGCCGCGGGCAGAGACGGUGCCGCACAGGUGCCGCUGGGAUACGCAGGAACGGUGGGCGACGUUUUCUUCGAUGACUUCCAGGACCUGGAGACGAUAUACAUGUGGCUGGACAUGCUGGAGCAGACGUAUCCCGGGCUGGUGACGGUGGAGCGCGUGGGCCAGACAUACGAGGGCCGCGAGAUGCGGGCGGUGCAUAUCUCAGCAGGCAAUGAGCAGCGCAACCCAGACAAGAAGACGGUGGUAAUUACGGGCGGCGUGCAUGCUCGCGAGUGGAUUGGCGUGAGCACGGCGUGCUUUGUCGUGGAGCGACUGCUCUCGCGGUAUGGGCGGGCGCCCAAGGAGACGCGCUACCUGGACGCGCUCGACUUCCUGGUGAUCCCUGUGUUCAACCCAGACGGCUACGCGUACACGUGGACGCACGACCGCCUGUGGCGCAAGAACCGGCAGCCCACGUACAUGCCCGGCUGCGAUGGCGUCGACAUUGACCACUCGUUCGACUACCACUGGACCGGCCAGCACGCCUACCCCUGCUCGGGCGACUAUAGCGGCCAGCAGCCGUUCGAGGCCGUGGAGGCGCGCAGCUGGAACGACUACGUGAACAAGACGAAGGCCGAGCUGGACAUCUACGCCUACCUGGACCUGCACUCGUACUCGGAGGAGAUCCUCUAUCCCUACGCCUACUCGUGUGACGCGCUGCCCCGCGACCUCGAGAACCUGCUCGAGCUCGCGCACGGGCUUGCGCGCGCGAUCCGCCGCAAGUCUGGCCGCAAUUACGACGUCCUGGCGUCCUGCAAGGACCGCGGCUCCGACCUCAGCCCGGGCAUGGGCUCCGGCUCAGCGCUCGACUACAUGUACCACCACCGCGCGCGCUGGGCCUUCCAGUUCAAGCUGCGCGACACCGGCAGCCGCGGCUUCCUGCUGCCCGCCGCGCACAUCAAGCCCGUCGGCCGCGAGCUCUACGCCGCACUCAUGUACUUUUGCGACUUCAUCUUGAACCCGGAGCUAUAG